AUGGCGUCGUCCACUCGUUUCUCAUUCCAGUCACUCGCCACAGUUCUGCUUUCUUUGUAUCUAAUUUUUGUCCCGCAUGUCGACUCCCUGGCUAGCACAGACACCAUCACAUGGGGUGGCUCCAACGACCGAAGCGGCUACCAGAAUAAUCACAACAUGGACCCAGCUGUGGUUGGAAGUUCUCAAUUCGGGCUCCUAUUCAAGGCCCGGUUGCCGGGAACAUACCCCAUCAAUGGUCAGAACGUCCCCGAACAGCUAUUCUCUCAGCCGCUUGUGUACACUGGCUCCGACGGUGUCCAGUAUGUGUAUGUUGCCACGACCCAGAAUAAUGUGUACAAAGUCGCGGCAAAGACGGGCGUAAUUGUCGCUUCCCGGAACCUGCAUCGGCCAUUCUUGGUCAACGAUCUGGACGGAUGUGUUGAUAUCAACCCAACCGUCGGUGUAACGGCUACUGGCGUUAUCGACCCAGAGACGGACACAUGGUACUUCACAUCCAAGACUUAUAUCGAUCAGAGUCUUACUGGGACAAACGGCCGCCCCAAUGGCCGAUACUACGUCCAUGCCAUCAGUACUGUGGAUCUCAGUGAGAGACCCAAUUUCCCUCUCAACCUUGAGGGUAUGGUGGCUCGCAACAAUCCAGUGCGAUCGUUCAACGGCGGCAUCCAUCACCAACGUCCCGCUCUGCUCCACACUGGCGAUUAUGUCUACGCUGGCUUCGCGAGUCAUUGCGUGCUGUACAACUUUACUGGCUGGAUCGUGGGCUGGCACAAGGGCACUGGACAGAUCGUGGAGAGAUUCGCGACUGAAGGUGCCGGCGUCGGGCCCACUGUCCCUGGUGCAGGCGUGUGGAUGUCGGGAGGUGGCCUCGCGAGCGACGACAAGGGCUCGAUGUUCUUCGCUUCUGGAAAUGGCUAUGCUUCUCAGCUCGGUGGCGUCCCAGUCAAUGGACGAAACCCACCUACCUCUCUCGAGGAAGCCGCAGUUCACAUGGCAAUCAACGAAGACGGCUCUUUGAAUGUCGUCGACUUCUUCAUGCCCUGGGAGAAGACCCAACUGGACGGUGCUGAUAAAGAUCUUGGUACGUCGCCGCUGGAGAUUCUUCCGAGCCAAUUCUCUUGUGGAGAUAUCAAACGCAUCGGAGUGGUUACCGGCAAGAGUGGGAAGACCUACUGGCUCAACCUCGACAACCUUGGCGGUUACCAAAAUGGCCCAAAUAAACUCGAUAACGUCGUUCAGGUCUAUCAGAACGAGAACUCGGUCUACGCUGGUGCCGGCGUAUACCCUCUCGAAGGUGGAUACAUCUAUAUCAACGUCAUCCAGUAUCAGACACAUGUGUUCAAGUUCUCCUGCAACGACGGCGUUCCUUACUUCAACAAGGUGGCGGACUCUCCCGAGAAGAAUGCGUACGUUCUCGGUGUCGGUCAUGGCACAGUAACCUCGCUCAACGAUCGGCCUGGGACCGGCCUGGUGUGGACAUCCGAUGUCGAAGGCUCCAACCUACGCAUCUAUAAUGCUAUCCCGGACUCCAACGGCCUGAUGACGGAGAUCAACUCCUUUGUCACGCCCGGAACCACCAAGUUCACCAGACCUGUGUUUGGAGACGGCAUCGUGUAUCAGGGUACAACGCAAGGAUACCUGUAUGCAUAUGGUGCGCCUGUCAACUUGCCAUUAAACUGCACCUCUCUCCAGUUCGGGACAGCCAAUCUGAACACCACCACGGCACCGAUGACCAUUCAGUGCACAGCGAAUACUGCUGUUACUGUCACCGCCGCAAGUAUCUCGGGCAAUCCGAACUUUGCCAUCAGUGCUCUGCCCGGUCUCCCUCUCGUAAUUGCCAAGGGACAACGAUUCGCAUUCCAGGCGACCUUUACGCCGCAAACAGUCGGUCCCUUGUCAUCCUCUGUCAUCCUCAACACCACACAGCAAGCUGCUGGCUUCAGUAUCAAUACGCCCGUACAGCUCAAAGGUACGGGUCAAAGCCAAGCUGCUCUGUUGAUGACCUCACCGAAUACAGUCAGUUGGAACGGCGUCAUCACUGGACAGCAAGCUGGGGGUGUCAAUCAGUCCGUCAUCAUCAGCAACCUCGGCAACAGUCCUCUCAUUAUCAGCAAGAUUCAGUAUUCUGUUGUCGGUGAGACUGGGCCCUGGAUCACUCCGAAUGGUACACAAGCGGCGGCUGUCGUAUCCGCUUUCACCUUUUACAACAUGCCGUCGUCGAUACCGCCUAACAGCGCCGUUACGGUUCCGAUCAACUUCAAUCCGCCAUACUCGGCCAAUUUCGCUGCUUUCGUCAGUAUUGUGUCGAAUGGCGGCACGAAAGUCAUCGACGUGCUUGCAGCAGGGUCGGAUGAGCCAAAAGCUAUCCUUGAAUUCGAGUCACCCAACGGAGGCUGGGUGCCAUACGACAACACCACUGUGUUUAGCUUCGGCAAUGUCACGGAGAACACGAGCCGCUUUCUCAAACUCCGUCUCAGCAACAACGGGUCUGCAAAUGCCGCGCCGAUCUCAAUAACUGUCAGCAAGCCUCCAUUCGGUAUCUCAGGCAGCAUCAUCGGUGCCAACAACGCUGUCGAUCUUGCGGAAGGCACACUCGUCUAUGCUAGGCAAAACCUCACUGCCACGCUUUUCUGUUCCGUGCCGAAGAGUCAGAUCAACGUCGAUCCCUACAACGGCACGGCUCAAUGGACAAUGAAUCUCAACGAUCCCACUUUCGGAAAGCAGCACAUCCAAUUCUUCUGCAACGCCGUCUCGGAGCAAGCGUCGCCGUUGGACCCGGUCACCCAACAAGGUAUCUACCGAUAUGCAGGCUGCUUCAAGGAGAACAACCCGGGUCGACAACUCCAAACAGCCAUCUACAGUGGACCAGCUAACACAAACGAGAAGUGUAUAGGUCUGUGCUCUGCUGCAGGGUACAUCUUCGCUGGCACCCAGUACGAGCAAGAGUGCUGGUGUGGCUACAAUCGGCCGCAGCAAGUCGUCGAUGAUGCCAACUGUAAUUUCGCCUGCGAUGGCAAUGUCAAUGAGGUCUGCGGCGGUAACGGUAUCGACGAGACAGGGUCUUACAUCUCCCUGUUUGGCGACAUCACCCGUUGGAACGGCAAUUCUACUGACGCACCAGGGCCAUACGUCAAUCCUGGCAAACUGGGCUUCAACAGUGUCGGAUGCUACACCGAAGGCACCAAUUCCCGUGCUCUCAAUGUUCAAACCCAAUCCAACAACACGGUGGCCGGAUGUUUGCAAGCUUGCCAAGGCUACUUGUUCUCCGGUGUCGAAUAUGGCGGUCAAUGCUUCUGCGGGAAUACGUUGGCAGCUGGAUCUGUAAGUGCGAGCGCAACAGACUGCAGCAUGACAUGCAACAACAAUCAGACUGAACUUUGUGGAGGUCCAAGCCGACUCAACAUGUACGUCUACGGGAAUGGUACACUGUCCAGCACGCCACCUUCCACGGGUGGAGGUAACGACAAUCCCACUCCCUCAACAGGCCCUACGACUCCACCAACCAUCGGCAACUUCACUUAUCAGUCAUGCUACACCGAAGUGGCUGGUCGGGCCCUCACUAGCUUCGCCCUUGCGGAUAACAGUCUAACACUCGAAACUUGUGCCAGCAACUGCGCCCAAUACCAAUACUUUGGCGUCGAGUACGGCCGUGAAUGCUACUGCGGAAAUGCCCUUACAUCAGGAAGCAUUUUGGCAACGGAUGGCCGCUGUAGCAUGGCUUGCUCUGGCAACUCAAGCUUCACCUGUGGUGGCCCCAAUGGCUUGACACUGUACCGGAACACCGAUUGGUCUGCUUCUACUCCUCCUUUACAGACACCGAAUCAGCCAUCCGGCCCAGUCAUCGUUCCUAGUGUCGGCAACUACCAGUAUGUCGACUGCCAUACUGAAGUCCCUGGGCGGGCUUUGACAGGUAAGGCUGUCGCUUCGAAGGACAUGACGGUGCCGUUCUGUGCGGGCAAUUGUACUGGCUUCACCUAUUUUGCCAUCGAGUACAGCCAAGAGUGCUACUGCGGCAACAGUCUUGCGUCUGGCUCUGUGACUGCAACAGAUGGGCGCUGCUCCAUGACCUGUGGUGGCAACUCGUCGACCAUCUGUGGCGGGCCGAAUGGGCUGUCUCUCUACCAAUAUGCUGUGCCGCCGAGUUCGAGUUCAGCCGCAGUCACAACCACCACAUCGGGUAUCGGCUCCAGCUCCUCCUUGAUCGCGUCAACGUCGACUUCGAUGUCGUUGAGGGCGAAUCCAAGCACAGCCACAAGUACCACAUCGGGUGUCAGCUCCAGUUUGUCCCUGAUCGCGUCAUCAGGUACGAUGUCGCUGAGGUCAAAUUCGAGUAUAACCACAAGUUCCACAUCGAGCGUCAACUCCAGUUCCUCAUUAGCCGCGUCCACGUCGACUUCAGUGACGACCUCUUCUGGCUUGUCCACUGCUGUGGCAGUAUCUACUUCUAGCGCCUCAUCGAGUAUCUCUCGUACUGGUAGCGCGUCCUCAUCGCCCUCGACUCUGGCCGCCCCAACUUCGUCAAGCUCCACUGUAACAACAUCGAGCGCCUCGGCAAUGACCUCACCGGCUAGCUCUACUUCCAGGUCCUCGUCAGGCACAAGCACAACGUCCAGUCCUGGGCCUGGGACAACUGGUGCAACCUCUACGUCAGCUACUAGCCUCACCACUUCGUCAGGCCCUACUAUUUCCACCACUCGGUCAUCAUCAGGAAGCACCAGCACAACUUCAACUUCAGUCUCUACCGUCGGCUCUUCGACAUCUUCAAUUGGGACACUCAGCAUCAGUACGAGCACUGCCCCAGCAAGUACUCUAUCACCAACCAGCACGUUGUCGACAAGCAGCAACGGCUUCAGCACCAGCUUCAUCCCUGCUCAGUCAUCGAGUGGCAGUACGGUCCUUCCAAGCACAAGCACGAGCCCAAGCACAACCUCGGCGACUACGACAAACCGUCUUACCAGCUCCACCUCUUUCCCGACGACAUUCUCCACCCGUCUCUCUAGCACUCUCUCCACCACCACCACGAGCAGCACCACCACUUCGUCCACCGCCUUCCCGCAACCCAACCCGUACUUCCCAGCCGUAUACCUCGGCUGCGCCGCCGAAGCCACCCAAGGCCGCCUCCUCUCCGCCGCGUCCACCACAUCCCCUGGAAUGACCAUCGCGAUGUGCAUCUCCUUCUGCAGCGCGCGCAACCUCCCCCUCGCAGGGCUGGAGUACAGCCAAGAAUGCUACUGCGGUCUAGCCACCCCCCUCGCGCCGACCACGGUAUUUGACGCGACGGGCUGCACGAUGCCCUGCCCAGGCGAUACGCAGAGCACAUGCGGCGGACGCAGCCGGCUGAGCGUGUACAACAACACCUCUUUGUCGCCACCGGCCGCCAACCCGGUCCUGCCCGGAGGGUACUCUUACCAGGGGUGCUUCACGGACAGUUCGGCCUCGCGGCGCACACUUGGCGGCGGGUACGCAUCUGCAAACGCCACGGGGAUGACGCAGGAAAUGUGCGCCUCGACGUGCCUGUCCAAGGGAUACAAGUUCGCGGGCGUCGAGUUUGGCAAGGAGUGUUACUGCGCGAACGUCCUGAGUGGAGGAGGAGGAGGAGGAGGGGGCAAGGCCGCGGUUCCGGCGCCGGAGGCGGAGUGUAAUAUGCUUUGUGCGGGCGAUGCGCGUGAGUUCUGCGGUGGCAGUGCGAGGAUCGGCGUGUGGAUGAACAGUGCGUGA
Messenger RNA from Cladophialophora yegresii CBS 114405, 5715 nucleotides. RefSeq lists its product as uncharacterized. The record is from RefSeq and is a predicted model, not a curated record. The transcript is spliced from 5 exons. Lineage: Eukaryota; Fungi; Ascomycota; Eurotiomycetes; Chaetothyriales; Herpotrichiellaceae. The coding region runs from base 1 to 5715 and encodes 1904 amino acids.